AUGUUGGCAAAGUUCCAGGGUCGUGGCUUCGUAAUUGAAUUCACCUACGAGGCGGCUGUUUGGCGAAGCUCCGAGGAGAAGGAAAAGACAGGAUCAUUAUCGUCAGCGAACCUGAAUUUGAAAGGCUCAAACUUACCCAGCAAGUGUCGUAUUGCUUUUCAAGGUUAUCCAAAUGAACACGUCUCGGUGAAGUUCACACAUUUCAACCUCUAUGUGCCAGAAAGUAAGAACUUGACAAGGAGGUGCGCCGACGUCGAUCAUCUUACGGCGGACGUUCGGGUCGGAGCUCGUUUAUCACGGAUCGAUGAAUGGUGUGGGGAUCGGACACCGCCGCAGUUAAUGAGCAGCACGAACCUGUUGCAGCUCGAGUACACCACGAAGUCAUCACGAGCUCUACGGGAAAGUACGAAGAACGAUAUUGGGUUCCGACUCAACUAUAAAUUCCACACUGAUUGGGACAUGCAUCACAUGCGGGCACGAGGAGAUCGAGACAAAGGGUGCCGAUUCAUAUUCAACUCUUCCGUCCAGGCAAGUGGGAAGCUUUGGUCAGUCAACUAUCCUGGCCUUUAUCCUCGAUCACUCUAUUGCGAGUACAUAUUUCACGGUAGUGAAGAGCAGACUGUACAUAUACACUUUGAAUAUUUCGACGUUGAAGGCUUCAACCAAUGUGAUGAGACCACGCAAAGUGACUUCGUCUUGUUCAGCAAUUAUCAAACACACGAUCGCACAAAUCGCCGAUUUUGUGGCAAGGUUGCACCACGGGGACCGAUUCUAUCCGAAUCGAACUACUUCCGAAUGAUUUUUGCAACCAACGAUAUCUUUGACGCGACUGGAUUCUAUGCUCACUAUCAGUUCAUCACUCAGCGUUAG
This is a messenger RNA of Cooperia oncophora, 870 nucleotides long. Lineage: Eukaryota; Metazoa; Nematoda; Chromadorea; Rhabditida; Trichostrongylidae. The record is from the annotation of a GenBank genome assembly.